GUCAUAAAUCCUUUCUCCAACUCAUUUUUCAGCUUCUUGUCAACUGAUGCCAGUCACCAUUAAUUUACUUUUGGAAUACCUAAACCUGAUGCUUCAUUUCUGGCUGCCUCAAUUAUAGACCAUGGAAGGACAGGGCGUGCAGGAUCAACAGGCCAAGCUACUUCAUUUUCUUGAGAUUGCCCUUUAAGUGAGAGAGAAGAAGAUAAGAUAAGAUAAGAAAUCUUGAAGCUAAGCUUGUUGAAUUGUAAGCAGCUUCUGAAAAGCUCGGCCCACCAUUGAAUUGGAUUGCAUUCUUGAUCACUGAUCUUUGUGGGUUCGGAUCCUCUAGAGUGGUAAUGGUACAGUGAUCCUCUAGAGUGGUAAUGGUGGAGCGCCACGUGUCCCAUUUUUGAAGUGAAUGGCUGAGAUCGUUUUAGUGAAGAAAAAAAAAACUGUUUGUUUGUUUCAGUUCAGUGACUCAAAGAGAGGGAAAAGGAGAAAGAGAGGAGGGGCUGAGGAAGAAUGCCAAAGGCAACGCUGCCUUCGCCGCUCAACCUUGUUGCGGCCAACUACGUUCUAUACUCCAAUCGAUCCCACCUUAUGCUGUCGAGAUCAAGUCUGGUGUCGCUCACGAACAACACAUUCGGCAGAUCUUGGGAAAUCGAUAAAUUUUGCUGGAAUAUGGACUUGUUUCUCUUGAUACUGAUAUGGGAUGAUGAGAGAUUUGUAGAGUUUCAUAGGUUUCAGCAUAUGAUGUGCCCCAUUCUAGAAUGCAAAACUAGGAACACUAUUAAUCUUUGCCUGUGGGAAGCCAAAGUUGGUGCUGAAGACCAUAUGUCGGACACAACUGUGUUCACCGUUUGAUUCAAUCCAAAACUGAUGGGAAGUUGGUUGAGUUGAAUCACUAUUGUGCACAUGCUGAUGAUGGUUGUGGUAGUUGCAACUGUAGUACUGAU
Camellia sinensis is the source of this 935-nucleotide messenger RNA. The record is from RefSeq and is a predicted model, not a curated record. NCBI's taxonomy places the organism in Eukaryota, Viridiplantae, Streptophyta, Magnoliopsida, Ericales, Theaceae.